Molecule: messenger RNA, 576 nt
Organism: Batrachochytrium dendrobatidis JAM81
Lineage: Eukaryota; Fungi; Chytridiomycota; Chytridiomycetes; Rhizophydiales
Exons: 5
Coding region: 17-499 (160 amino acids)
Biological process (GO): SCF-dependent proteasomal ubiquitin-dependent protein catabolic process; mitotic cell cycle
Cellular component (GO): cytoplasm; nucleus
Molecular function (GO): cullin family protein binding
Source: RefSeq, a predicted model, not a curated record
AUUCCCUCAAGCAAUCAUGGUUAGACUCUCUUCAAGUGAUGGGCAGGAGUUUACAGUAGUAAAGGAAAUUGCCUGUCAGUCAGUUCUUAUUAAAAACAUGCUAGAGGACCUUGGCGAUGACGAGGAUGCUGCUAUCCCUCUUCCCAACGUUGCUGGGACUGUUCUUGCAAAAGUGAUUGACUAUGCAACCCACCACAAAGAUGAUGCUCCACUAUCUCCAGAAGAUGAGAACAAAAAUAUCACGAAAUCUUCUGAAGAUAUUGAUGAGUGGGAUAAAGAGUUUAUCAAUGUCGAUCAAGGCACACUAUUUGAAAUCAUUCUUGCGGCAAAUUACUUGGAUAUGAAAGGAUUGCUGGAUUUGGGCUGCAAGACUGUUGCUAACAUGAUCAAGGGAAAAACUGUGGAGGAGAUUCGCAAGACGUUUAAUAUUGUCAAUGACUUUACUCCCGAGGAAGAAGAGCAGAUUCGCAAGGAAAAUGAGUGGUGUGAAGACCGCUAGUUGAUUCAAACCAUCCUAUGGAUGCGAAAAUAGUGUUUCGUUUCCAUUUCAACUUGGAAUAAAAAUCACUUUUGGAC